Prorocentrum cordatum is the source of this 1413-nucleotide messenger RNA. Lineage: Eukaryota; Dinophyceae; Prorocentrales; Prorocentraceae. The record is from the annotation of a GenBank genome assembly.
AUGGGCAUCAACGCCGCGCAGUACUUCCUCUUCCUGCAGGAGUACACCACGUGGCUCGCGGUGCCCGCAGCCCUGGGCCUGGUGAUCCACGUGGCGCACGCGGCCUCCGGCUCCCCGGAGUCCAUCACCGCCUCGUCGGGCGCCAGCCUCUUCAUGUUCUUCAUGACGAUCUGGAGCACCCUCUUCGUCGAGCACUGGAAGCGGAGGCGCUUCGCGCUGAACUACAAGUUCGGCUUCCACCAGGCCGGGGAGCGCGCGUACGACCCGGGAGCUCCCGCGAGCUUCCAGGUCGGCAGCGCCGCGAUGGCCGAGGCGUUCAAGCCCGUCUGCGGGGGCCCCGAGGCUGCGACGAAGGCGGCGCGGAAGGCCCUGGAGCUUUCCAACUACUCGCAGAACCUGAGCACCCUGGUGGGCUCCACCGGCAAGUCCGACCCCGUCAGGACCAAGAAUACUGUGGUGCUCCUCACGGUCAAGACCAUCAUUCCCAUGGUGUUGCUGCUCGGAGUGGUCGGCGUGGUCAUCCACUUGCUGCUGUGGAUCGGGGACCUGGCCGAGAAGCGGUUCCAGAACGUCGUGAUGCAGAACCUCCCCGUGCUCUUGUACCUCAUCGUCGCAAACGUCCUUGAGAAGGUCUAUCUGUCCAUCGGCGCCAAGCUGACCGACUGGGAGGGACACCCGAUACACACCCAGCACCUGAAAUCCCUGACCGCGAAGGCAGCGUCGUUCCAGCUCGUGAACUACUUGGGCUGGUUCGUCUACGUGGCCUUCUGGAUGAUGGACAUCGCCCUCCUCCAGUCACAGCUGUGGAUGUUCAUGACGGUCAAGCAGGUGAUCGCACUGUCCAUGGAGACGCUGGUCCCGAUGGCCCAGCACCGCUGGAGCAGCAGACGGGAGGCACGCGUCGAGGCGAAGCGCAAGAAGGACGACGGCAAGCCGGCCGACGGGUGGCUGCGGGCGGAGUGCGAGCGGCAGCUCUCGCUGGGACGGGUGGACCUCGGGGGGGAGUACAUGCAGCUGGCGGUGCUCUUCGCCACGACGACGUCCUUCGCAGUGGCCUUCCCGCUGGGGCCGCUCCUGGCGCUCCUCUUCACGCUGGUCUCCAGGUACUCCGACGCGUUCAAGCUGCUGAAGCUCAGCCAGCGGGCCCCGCCCCGCUACGCCGACAGCGUGGUGCUGGACACGUGGCUCGACAUCUUCGAGGCCAUCUCCACGUGCGCCGUGUGCGUGAACUUCGGGUGCUGGGCGCUGGCUGGGGACCGCGGGUGGUCGCCGCUGCAGGUCGUGCUCGUGGAGCACGCUGUGCUCUUCUUCAAGUUCUACGCGUCGUGGGCGAUCCCAGACCGUCCAGUGACGGUGGAGAGGAAGGAGGUGGCGAUCGAGGCGCUGAUGCACCACAGCGGGCAGCGCGAUUGA